This is a messenger RNA of Tribolium madens (black flour beetle), 1542 nucleotides long. Its product is annotated as gastrula zinc finger protein XlCGF57.1-like. The transcript has a single exon. Bases 42 to 1391 code for a protein of 449 amino acids. Gene Ontology annotation, molecular function: zinc ion binding. Gene Ontology annotation, cellular component: nucleus. Lineage: Eukaryota; Metazoa; Arthropoda; Insecta; Coleoptera; Tenebrionidae. Gene Ontology annotation, biological process: regulation of cytokine production; negative regulation of transcription by RNA polymerase II; regulation of immune system process. The record is from RefSeq and is a predicted model, not a curated record.
UUGAGGUUAUGUUGAUCAAAUAAGCUUAUUUCUACUCAAAAAUGAGUUGUGAGUAUUUGUCUAAAACCAUAACUUUGAAGGAUUUUGAUCGAAUUUGCCGGACUUGUCUCGGAGACAACCAAAUAAGUCCUAUCAUGGAUACACUAAUUGGGGACCUCAAAYCAGUGGAAUUGCUCGACUCUUGUGUGACAUUAAAAGUGGAAAAAACUGAUUUUUUGCCUCAAAAUAUCUGUGAAUCAUGUCUGAAUGAACUUUACCGUUUUUACACGUUUAAAAAACAGUGUCGUGAUAAUGAAGCCGUAUUGAAAUUAUUUCUUGAAGAGUCGUCCCAACCUGAGGAGAAAUACGACCCUGAAGAGGAAUUUUCAUUCAACAUAACUAAAGAAGAAGAGAAAGAAGUUGAAAAAACGCCAGAAAACCACGACGAAAGCCCCAAAAAGCGGAGAUACACCGAACCGAAAGUCCACAAAUGUGAAAUCUGCAAUAAAAUCUUCACUCGUAGCAAACUCCGCCAACACAUGCGCACCCACACCAAGGAGAAGCCCUACACGUGCGAAAUCUGCUUCCAAAGUUUCAGUAUGCAGGGCAAUUUGAAACGCCACAAAAUGAUUCACACAGGGGAACGCCCCCACGUGUGCUCCACCUGUGGCCGGGGCUUCAUCCAAUCCACGUCGCUCCACGCCCACGAGAAAGUCCACGCCCAGGAAGAACAACUCUCGGUUGCCAAGAGCGACCCAAUGAAAUUCCUCUGUUCGUACUGUGGGCGUGGCUUCAAACGCUUCGGCCGCUACAACGCCCACUUGGCGAAACACACCUCCUGGACGAAAUACGUCAAGAAACAGGAACCGGAAGAAGUGCGUCAACACAUUUGCGAGAUUUGCUCGCGAGGUUACAAAACCAAAAACUUGUUAAAAGCCCACAGUUUGACACACGGGGAGAAAUCCUUCCUGUGCAACGAAUGUGGCAAAGGGUUUUUCACAAAGGCGGCAUUGGAGUCACACCUCCGAGUCCACACGGGGGAAAAACCCCACACGUGUCUCAUCUGUCAAAAAUCCUUCGCCCAUGUGGGCAGUUUUGARGCCCAUGUCUUAAUUCAUUCAGGAUUUAAACCCUACGAUUGCAACUAUUGUUGCAAAUCCUUCACACAACUGUCACACUUGACCUACCAUCUGAGGACACAUAGCGGCGAAAGGCCCUUUUCGUGCACUUUCUGUGGCAAAAGCUUCGCCCUUAAGGGCAACUUGACAGUACAUGUGAGGACACACACGGGGGAGACGCCCUAUCUGUGCCCCAUUUGUGGAAAGGGAUUCUACGACUCCAGCAGCAUGAAAAAACAUCAGCGCAACCACAGGGAGCCCCCCACGCAACAAACGUCAGAUAUUGUAUCAUAAAUAAAUUUCGUAACAUGAAAUUGUGUUUUAUUACGGGUUAAGAGGUGAAAGACAKAAAAAAUCGUCUGGUUGCUACCCAACAGAAUUAAUAAUAGCAUGACAUGUGUUUGUUACCAUGGAUACGUACGUAGUCGCUAUGGUAAUGCAACUG